Molecule: messenger RNA, 318 nt
Organism: Ilex paraguariensis (yerba mate)
Lineage: Eukaryota; Viridiplantae; Streptophyta; Magnoliopsida; Aquifoliales; Aquifoliaceae
Source: the annotation of a GenBank genome assembly
AUGUUUGAAAACGUCACGCAACAAGGAGAAUUUGAGUCCUUCCAUCGCGAGAUGAUGAUUGUAUUCGGGAAUUGGGAAUUCGAUCAUAUGAAUCUGAAGAAUCCUUUCCUCGAUGGUGAAGGCUCUGUCCAUUUAUGGAACGGCGAUGAAGAUGGCUUUGUGCCUGUUACACUGCAGCGCUACAUUGCUGAAAGGCUUCCUUGGAUACACUACCAUGAAGUACCAGGUGCUGGACAUCUAUUUCCAUUUGCUGAUGGUAUGAGCGACGCUAUCUUGAAGGCCCUUCUAUUAGGGGAGAAGAGCCUAUGGCAGAGAUAA